AGAAUGCAAAAAGGCCCCUCUGCGUCAUCCAUAAAUUUCCUAUGUAAAUUUGGGCAUCCAGAAGGUGUCAAAGCAAAGCUGCCAUAUAUCUCCCAGGAGAAGCUGUGUUUCCAGAAGGAGCCACUGCAAAGAUACCGUAUUAAACAGAAUAACCAGGACAAACAUUAACAUGGCUGGAAUGGCUGUUCAGUUACUGGGCUUCUUUCUAAGUCUUCUCGGUCUGGCUGGAACAAUGACUGCAACUAUUUUGCCUCACUGGUGGAAGACAGCACACGUGGGAACCAACAUCAUCACAGCGGUGGCGUACAUGAAGGGUCUCUGGAUGGAAUGUGUUUGGCACAGCACUGGGAUCUACCAGUGCCAGCUCCAUCGUUCUCCGCUUGCUUUGCCUCGUGACCUGCAAGCAGCUCGUGCCCUGAUGGUGAUCUCCUGUGUUCUUUCGCUCAAUGCAUGCGUGGUCUCAGCCAUUGGCAUGAAGUGCACCCGAUGUGCCAAAGGGUCCUCUGCCAAAAAUGUAAUUGCCAUCUUGGGUGGAAUCCUUUUCAUUCUGGCUGGGCUCAUUUGCCUGAUCCCUAUUUCUUGGUCAACCAGUGACGUGGUGACAGAUUUCUACAACCCAAUGCUGCCCAAUGGGAUGAAGUAUGAGAUUGGGCAAGCCCUUUACAUUGGCUUUGUCUCUGCUUCUUUGAAUAUAAUUGGUGGAGCUAUCCUGUGUGCUUCCUGCCAGCGUACUAGGAGCAACAUAGUCUACCAUCCACACUCAAGAACUGCAAGGGCAGCUCCCUCCUAUCAACCACCAACAGUUUUCAAGGCAAACCAUACUUCGUCACUAACAUCUGCUUCCCGCAGUGGUUACAGGUUAAAUGACUAUGUGUGAUUCACUGGAUUUCAUUUGUAUGUUGCUGCUGUAUUUAUAAUGUACGUAGAUGUGAUAAACACAGACGGCU
This is a messenger RNA of Euleptes europaea (tarantolino), 947 nucleotides long. It is a transcript of the gene CLDN14, whose product is annotated as claudin 14. NCBI's taxonomy places the organism in Eukaryota, Metazoa, Chordata, Lepidosauria, Squamata, Sphaerodactylidae. Bases 170 to 877 code for a protein of 235 amino acids. The transcript has 2 exons. Gene Ontology annotation, biological process: bicellular tight junction assembly; cell adhesion. The record is from RefSeq and is a predicted model, not a curated record. Gene Ontology annotation, cellular component: plasma membrane; bicellular tight junction. Gene Ontology annotation, molecular function: structural molecule activity.